AUGGCAGAUAAUCAACAAAGUAGAUUUGAAAAGUCUCUUGGUCUGUUAACUACGCGUUUCGUUACUUUAUUGCAGAAAGCAAAGGACGGAGUUCUUGAUUUAAAAGUAGCUGCUGAUAUCUUAGAAGUCCGUCAAAAAAGGCGAAUUUAUGAUAUUACUAACGUCCUUGAAGGUAUUGGACUCAUUGAAAAAAAAAGCAAAAAUAGUAUCCAAUGGAAAGGAGCAGGUCCAGGUUGUAACACUCAAGAAGUUGGUGAAAAAUUGACUGAUUUAAAAGAUGAAAUAAGAAAAUUAGAAGAUCAUGAACAACUAUUAGAUAUGCAUACCCAAUGGAUUCAACAAAGUAUAAAAAAUAUAGAAAAUGAUUUGAUUAAUAGAAAAUAUGCAUAUAUCACAUAUGAAGAUGUUAAAGAAAAUUUUCCAGAUGAUUUUGUAUUAGGAAUUCAAGCUCCUCCUGAUACAGAAUUAAGCGUGCCAAAUAUAAUGCAGAGUUCUGAAGAUGAAGACAAAGAAAUCAAUUAUGAAAUGUUUUUAAAAAGUAGUUCAGGAGAAAUAAAGGUAUAUAUGAUACAACCAGAACUAGCUAAAACAUAUGAUAAUAAAAUACUAGAAAUGAGAUUACAAGAAGAAGCAAAAGGUACAAAAAGGGGAAAAGAGGAAGAAGAGAAAAAGGAGGAAACUAAUGUUAAACCAAAGAGAAGAGUUGGAAGACCUCCAAAAGGAGCUAGUAAACCUGAUCCUAUAAUAUCUGAUGAAGAUGAAGAAGAUGAUACAGAAUUAAUAGAAGCAAAAAUAGUACUUCGAGAUGUUAGCACAUCAGAUAUUGCUCAAAAAGAUUUAGAAUUGUUUGAUCAAAUUUAUUCUGACAUUUAUGGACCAUUAGUAAGACUAAGUCCACCACCCAGUGAAAAAGAUUAUCAUUUCAAUCUUAGUGAAAAUGAAGGAAUUUGUGACUUGUUUGAUAUUACAGCGAAAUGA
Molecule: messenger RNA, 978 nt
Organism: Habropoda laboriosa
Lineage: Eukaryota; Metazoa; Arthropoda; Insecta; Hymenoptera; Apidae
Product: transcription factor E2F4-like
Exons: 7
Coding region: 1-978 (325 amino acids)
Biological process (GO): regulation of transcription by RNA polymerase II
Cellular component (GO): RNA polymerase II transcription regulator complex
Molecular function (GO): DNA-binding transcription factor activity, RNA polymerase II-specific; RNA polymerase II cis-regulatory region sequence-specific DNA binding; protein dimerization activity
Source: RefSeq, a predicted model, not a curated record